This is a messenger RNA of Penicillium verhagenii, 1158 nucleotides long. RefSeq lists its product as uncharacterized. The record is from RefSeq and is a predicted model, not a curated record. Lineage: Eukaryota; Fungi; Ascomycota; Eurotiomycetes; Eurotiales; Aspergillaceae. The transcript has a single exon. Bases 1 to 1158 code for a protein of 385 amino acids.
AUGCCCAUCGAUGCAAAGAGCGUUCUGGGUCGGUACCGCCAGCUGGCCCCCUCUGCCUCUGUUCGAGUGUCACCGAUAUGCUUGGGCACUAUGACAUUCGGUGGCACUCACCCCGAAAAAUACGGCGAAUGCAGCAAAGAGGAAGCCUUCGCCAUGAUGGACUUCUUUUACGACAAUGGAGGUAACUUCUUCGAUACCGCAAACGCCUACCAAGACGGCCAGUCCGAGGUCUGGCUAGGUGAAUGGAUCGCUUCCCGCAAAAACCGCGACGAGCUCGUCAUCGCAACCAAAUAUACCUCCAGCUACAUGCUACACCACAAGGACAAGAUCCAGGCCAACUUCGUCGGCACCGGAACCAAGUCCAUGAAUCACUCCGUCGACGAGUCCCUACGCAAGCUCCAAACCAGCUAUAUCGAUCUGUUCUACGUGCACUGGUGGGACUACACAACCUCCAUCCCGGAAUUGAUGCAGAGCCUCAACCACCUUGUUGUCUCGGGCAAAGUGCACUAUCUUGGUAUCUCGGAUACGCCGGCUUGGGUCGUGACUAAGGCGAAUGCGUACGCGCGCCAGCAUGGACUACGACAGUUCUCCGUUUACCAGGGCAAAUGGAAUGCCGCGAGACGGGACCAUGAGCGAGAUAUCAUCCCCAUGUGCGCCGAUGAAGGGAUGGGUCUGGCCCCGUACGCGACAUUGAACGCUGGAAACUUCCAGACAGCAGAGGGCUACAAGGCCCGUGAGAAGUCGAAUGAUGGCCGGAAAUUUAUCCCCGUGUGUGCGCGCGAUAAGCAAGUUGCCGCCAUCUUGGAGAAGAUCGCCAACAAGAAGGGCGGAGGUGUGACGCUUUUGAAUAUCGCGCUGGCGUAUAUCUGUCACAAGGCGCCCUACGUGUUCCCUAUUGUUGGCGGCCGCACUGUUGAUCAUCUCAAAGGCAGUAUUCCAGGUCUGGCUGUUUCGCUGUCAAACGAGGAAAUCGAAGAGAUCGAGACAGGGUACGAGUUUGACCAUGGAUUCCCUCACAGCUUCUUGAGUGGCACUUUGUUUGACCUUUCUCACCCUCGAGGAGCUGCUGGUCCCGAGGAUGUGUGGUUGACUAAGCCAUGCGGUCCAUUUGACUGGGUCGAGCGCCCAAGACCCAUCAAGCCUCAUCAGUCGACAUAG